AUGGGCCCCUCGAUACGCCGUUCUCGGAAGGAGCUUGGAGGUUAUUAUCAACAUGCACAAAUAGCUGCAGCGUACGAAGACUGUCGGCAGACGUUCGACCAGCUUUCUUUGCUUCUUGAGGCGAAUCGACCGGUAUGGGAGGGCAAUGCCGAUUUCCUCGAAAGCUUCAAGAACAGCUUGGUACAUUGGGCCAACGUCCACCACGCCGAGAAUGGCUCUCUUGACCAUGCUCUGCGUAAGAGCUCAGAUCUGCGUGAUCAAGUGGUCGAUCUCCUUGAGAACUUAAACCAGAAGCUGCAGAAUGGCAAGUCCCAUUGA
Molecule: messenger RNA, 318 nt
Organism: Fonsecaea multimorphosa CBS 102226
Lineage: Eukaryota; Fungi; Ascomycota; Eurotiomycetes; Chaetothyriales; Herpotrichiellaceae
Exons: 1
Coding region: 1-318 (105 amino acids)
Source: RefSeq, a predicted model, not a curated record